AUGCCUUGUCAACCAGGUUCAUACAACGAGAAUUAUGCCCAGUCUGUUUGCAGCGCGUGCCCUAUCGGAAGAAUGUGCCCAACAUUUGGUCUAUUAGUCCCAAGAAUGUGCCCUGCAGGAUACGUCUGUGAUGAAGCUGGAAAGGCAACUUGGUCCAAACUGUGCCCAGCAGGAUACUGGUGCGUCGAGGGGACCGUUACUUCCAAUGCAUCGUCUGCACUUACUCCUAGACCGAUGCCUUGCAGUCCUGGAACAUACUGUUUGAUGGGCGUUUCAACAAAUAAAACUGUCCCAGGCAAACUCAGCACGCCGCAGGUCUGUGUUCAAGGCACAUACUGCAAAUCUGCGACAGGUUCACCGCAAGGAACGGCUCCAUGUCCUCCUGGUUACUUUUGCGGUUCGGGUGUGUCGUCUCCAACUCCAGCUAAUCCUGGAUACUAUGUUGCAAGAUCUGGUUCGGUCAUUCAAGUACCAUGUACUCCAGGAUUUUUUGCGCCUACAUCGGCGACAAUCCGAUGUCUCGAAUGUCCAGCUGGAUACACCUGCGCUGCUGAUGGGACUGUGUUUCCAAGUCCAUGUCCAGCAGGCACAUAUCGCUCUGCAAUUGAUGGAGUAAGUUGUAUUUUUUGUCCUACUGGAACAUGGUCAAGUCGGGUCGGUCUGACGGACGAGUCUCUUUGUGAGCCGUGUCCACCAGGAGUCGUUUGCAGCGUUGCUGGUAUGACCAAUCUGAGUAUGAGUUCACCCUGUCCCGAGGGG
Messenger RNA from Guillardia theta CCMP2712, 759 nucleotides. RefSeq lists its product as hypothetical. The annotation marks the transcript as partial. Lineage: Eukaryota; Cryptophyceae; Pyrenomonadales; Geminigeraceae. The transcript has a single exon. The record is from RefSeq and is a predicted model, not a curated record.